This is a messenger RNA of Didymodactylos carnosus, 1503 nucleotides long. NCBI's taxonomy places the organism in Eukaryota, Metazoa, Rotifera, Eurotatoria, Philodinida, Philodinidae. The record is from the annotation of a GenBank genome assembly.
AUGGGUAAUGCUAAUGGUUCUCAAAAUUCAAAUUAUUUUCGUCAACAAUUAUUUCAUAAUCUUUUACCAAAAGAAUCAUCGAUUAAUGUUGAAGGUUUAUUUAAUGAAUAUUAUUUUGAUACUGGUAUAACAAAAACAAAUGAUCUAAUACAUUCAACAUAUCAAUUUGCUUCUGUUAAAAAUAUUUUAACAAAUGAACAAGAAUUAUAUAUGACUAUUGGUCUUAAUUCGUGUGAAGAUGGAAAAAAUGAACGAAAAUAUUUAAAUUUAAUUAUUGUAUUAGAUGUAUCUGGUUCAAUGUCAGAACUAUUUGAUAAUAAUAGUUUUAAUACAUCAAAUGAACAUUCACAAAUGACAAAAGAGAGUAAAAGAAAAAUUCAUGUGGCUAAACAGGUAUUAAUCGAACUAAUUCAUAAUUUAGAUGCAGAAAAUGAACGUUUAGGUAUUGUAUUAUUUAAUCAAAAUGCCAAUUUAUUACAACCAAUUCGAAAAGUAAAAGAGAUUAAUAUCAAUGAAUUAAUUGAACGUAUAGAUGGUAUUGUACCAAAUGGCGGAACAAAUAUGGAGUGUGGAAUGAUUAUGGGUAUUGAUAUGUUAAGUGACUUGUUAAAUGAAAAUGUAAAUGAUACAAAUAAUAAUCGUAUCAUAUUUUUGACAGAUGCUCAACCAAAUCUUGGAGGAGAAAAAAGUUUAUUGGAUUUAUCAAAACGUGCUGCAUCAAAAAAUUCAAUUUAUAUUACGUACAUUGGUAUUGGAUUAGAUUUUAAUUCUGAUUUAGUAUAUGAAUUAACAAAAAUACAUGGUUCAAAUUAUUUUAGUGUUCAUUCAAGUCAAGAAUUUGUUAGAAUUUUAAAUAAUGAUUUUAAUUAUAUUGUCAAUCCUAUUGGUUUUAAUAUUAUUACGUUUAUUGAUUCAGAAAAAUAUGAAAUUGACAAAAUAUAUGGUAUACCAACAUCAAAUGAACAUGAAAAAUCGAAUUAUGUUCGAAUUGAUAGUGUUACACCGUCAGCUGUAGAUGAUAAAGGUUGUGUUAAAGGUAGUAUGAUCGUUGUUAAAUUUCGAGAAAAAUUAACAAGUAAUUUAAAUCCAUCUAAUUCAAUUCAAUUAACAAUGAGAUAUGAAAAUAUACAUGGACAAAAGCAACAACAAACAAUACCAACUAUCAUAAAUAUAAAUGAUAAACAAGAUAUUUUCUACGAUAAUUUGGGUAUUCGAAAAGCUAUACUAUUGUUACAUUAUACAUUAUUAAUUAAAAAUAUUAUUGAAGAUGUUAAUCAUCAUACCAAAACAUAUUAUGAUGAUUUAAUUAAUAAAGAGCAACAACAUAGACUAACUGAUAAUACAAAAAUGUCAACAAUGGUAUUAAAAAUUUCAAAGAAUAUGAAAAACGAUUUGUUAAAAUUUCGUUCACAUUUUAUUGAUGAAAUGAAAAUUUUAGACGAUAAUAAUUUAAAGAAAGAAUUAGAUAUUAUUGAUAAAUUUCGUUAUGCUGAAGAAAUCUAA